AUGACAAACCUUGAUCCAAAUAUCUCCAUGACUCAUGAUCAGUCUAAUAAUAGCCCAAAUAGAAGAAAAUCCUCUCGAGUUAGACAAAAACCUAGUUUCUUGCAGGAUUACUAUUGCAGCAAUGUUUCUUCAAAUGCAACUCCUCUCACUUCUUCUAAUGAUGGUUCUAAAGAACCUAAAUCCUAUAAACAGGCUGCAAAAUUUCCUAAAUGGCAAAAAGCUAUGAAAAAUGAACUUGAAGCUUUGGAAAUAAACAAAACUUGGAACCUUGUUACUUUACCUAAAACUAAACAAACUCUUGGUUGUAAAAGGGUAUUUAGAGUCAAAUAUAAAGUUGAUGGAAGCAUAGAAAGGCAUAAGGCCAGAUUAGUGGCAAAGUGCUAUAAUCAACAAGAGGGUUUGGAUUUCUUUGAUACUUUUUCUCCUGUGGCAAAAGUGACUUCCAUUAGACUAUUACUUGUUGUGGCUGCAAUUAAAAACUGGCAUCUUCAUCAAUUGGAUGUAAACAAUGCAUUCUUGCAUGGUGAUUUACAAGAAGAAGUUUACAUGGAGCUGCCCCCUAGAAUGCCUAAUGCAGAAAAUAAGAAAUCUACAACAUCCUUUAUAGCAUUGCUGGUGUAUGUUGAUGAUGUACUACUGGCCAGUGAUAGCCUACAGGAAAUUCAACUCUUAAAAGAGUUUCUACAUGAUCAAUUUACUAUAAAAGAUUUGGGGCCACUAAAAUAUUUCCUUGGCUUGGAAAUGUCAAGAUCCAAAGCAGGUAUUUUCCUUUGCCAAAGGAAAUAUACAUUGGAUAUUCUUCAAGACACGGGAACAAUUGGUGCAAAGCCUAUUGCCUUUCCAAUGGAGACCAACUUGAAGCUGACAGCCACUGAUUCUAUUUUAUAUGAAGAUCCAUCAGCCUACAGAAGACUAAUUGGGAUACUAUUAUACUUAACACUUACAAGACUAGACCUUGCAUAUUCAGUCCAAGUAGUAAGCCAAUUCCUUGCUAAGCCUACUGUGAGUCAUCAUCAAGCAGCAGUUAGAGUGUUAAGGUACUUGAAAGCCACUCCAGGUCAGAGAUUGUUCUUCUCGACAUCCUCAGAAUUGCAACUCAAGGCAUUCUCAGAUAGUGAUUGGGCAGAGUGCAUUGAUACAAGAAGAAGUGUCACAGGGUUUGCAGUAUUUUUGGGAAACUCAUUGAUCUCAUGGAAGUCCAAAAAGCAAGUAACAAUCAGUCGGUCUUCUGCUGAAGCAGAAUAUCGAGCCCUUGCUGCCACAACAUGUGAAGUCCAAUGGUUGGCUUAUGCACUGUAG
Messenger RNA from Juglans microcarpa x Juglans regia, 1299 nucleotides. RefSeq lists its product as uncharacterized. Bases 1 to 1299 code for a protein of 432 amino acids. The transcript is spliced from 3 exons. Lineage: Eukaryota; Viridiplantae; Streptophyta; Magnoliopsida; Fagales; Juglandaceae. The record is from RefSeq and is a predicted model, not a curated record.